Molecule: messenger RNA, 1629 nt
Organism: Moesziomyces antarcticus
Lineage: Eukaryota; Fungi; Basidiomycota; Ustilaginomycetes; Ustilaginales; Ustilaginaceae
Product: glutamate-rich WD repeat containing
Exons: 2
Coding region: 1-1629 (542 amino acids)
Molecular function (GO): protein binding
Source: RefSeq, a predicted model, not a curated record
AUGUCUAAGCGUCCCUCUUCCCCUUCGCUGGACGCCAAGGCCGCCUCCGCCGCGGCUACCUCCUCCCCCAUAGGGCAGCGUCAACGCACUGGCGCCGACGCUUCGGCUCAGCUGAACCGCAUCAAGGAUGCUGACGGCGACGAUGAGAUGGGCGAGUUCGAGGACCAGUUUGAAGACGAGUUCGACGAGGAGGACGCAGAUGCUGUUCUCGCCGCGCGCGACUCCGACGAUGAUGACGACGAUGAUGAUGCCGAGACCAUGGAGGUCGAUGGCGUCAAGGUCGACGGCAAGAUCCAGCGUCCCGAAGACGACGAGGCCGACGCGGCUCAGGAGCCAGAGGCGCAGGUCUACAUCCCCGGUGUCACCAAGCUCGAGGACGGCCAGACGCUCGAGGCCGACCAGAGCGCGUACGAGAUGCUCCACCGCCUCAACGUCACAUGGCCCUGUCUCUCCUUCGACCACCUCAAGGACCACCUUGGUAACGACAGGCAGAGCUACCCGCACACCUCCUACAUGGUCGCAGGCACCCAGGCCGACACCGCCUCGCGCAACGAGAUCCUCGUCAUGAAGGCGAGCCAGCUCCACAAGACCCAGAACGACGACGGCGCAUCGGACGACGAAGACGACGACGAAAACGACCUGGACGACGACGCGAUCCUCGAGUACAAGUCGAUCCCCGUGGUGGGGGGCAUCAAUCGCGUGCGUGCGGCGCCGACGUCGACGCCCGUGUCGGAACUGGAGCCCUGCCUGGACCCGUACCCGGUGGCGGCGUGGAGCGAGGUGGGCGACGUGAAGAUCUUUGACGUGCGUCCGCUGCUCAACUCGCUCGACCGUCCGGGCACCUCGUACGACGCGCGCAAGGUCAACACGCCCAUGUUCACCGUCAAGGCGCACAACGGCGUCGAGGGCUAUGCCAUGGACUGGGCGGGCGUCGUCAACGGCGGUGCGGGCGGCGGAGGCAAGGCUUCCUCGCUCCGUCUGCUUACGGGUGACAUCCACUCCAAGAUCUUCCUCACCACUGCGGGAAAUGCGGGCUUCACCACCAACCCGACGCCGUUCACAUCGCACACGUCGUCGGUCGAGGAUCUGCAGUGGUCGCCCAAGGAGCCGACCGUGUUUGCGUCGUGUUCGGCCGACCGCUCGGUGCGCGUGUGGGACGUGCGGGUCAAGAACCGUCGCAGCGUCAUCUCGGUCGAGGGCGCACACGCCCAGGACGUCAACGUCAUCUCCUGGAACCGCGGCACCGACUAUCUGCUUGUAUCCGGUGGCGAUGAGGGUGCGCUCAAGGUGUGGGAUCUGCGUCACUUUAAGCCCAACUCGACUCCGUCGCCCGUGGCGCAUUUCGAGUGGCACAAGGCGCCCAUCUCGUCGGUCGAAUGGCACCCCACCGAAGACUCGAUCUUUGCGGCGGCAGGUCGCGACGACCAAGUCACACUCUGGGAUCUCUCCGUCGAACAGGACGACGACGAGACGCAGCAGGACGGUCUGCGCGACGUGCCGCCCCAACUGCUCUUCUGCCACCACGGCCUCUCCGAUUGCAAGGAACUCCACUGGCACCCGCAGAUCCCCGGUGCCCUUGCCACCACCGCCCUCGACGGCUUCAACAUCCUCAAGACCAUCUCGGUCUAA